Molecule: messenger RNA, 975 nt
Organism: Trichosurus vulpecula (common brushtail)
Lineage: Eukaryota; Metazoa; Chordata; Mammalia; Diprotodontia; Phalangeridae
Product: tyrosine-protein phosphatase non-receptor type 1-like
Biological process (GO): protein dephosphorylation
Molecular function (GO): protein tyrosine phosphatase activity
Source: RefSeq, a predicted model, not a curated record
AUGGUAGAAACUAGGUAUAGAACAACAUCCCAUACUGUAUGCCAAGGGUUAUCUUUAAGCCCUGAAUAUGGAUUUAUUGUUGUACACUGCAGUGCUGGGAUUGGGAGAUCAGGAACAUUUUGUCUGGCUGACACAUGUCUCUUGCUGAUAGACAAGAGGAAAGAUCCUUCUUCUGUAGACAUUAAGCAGGUGCUUCUGGAAAUGUGGAAAUACAGAAUGGAGCUGGUCCAGACAGCAGACCAAUUGUGUUUCUCUUAUCUGGCUGUUAUUGAAGGAACCAAAUAUAUUAUGGGAGACUCUUCUGUUUCGGAGCAAUGGAAAGAGCUCUCCAAUGAGGAUUUGGAGCCACCUCCGGAGUAUACCCCACCACCCAGACCACCAAAAUGUAAAUUGGAACCACACAAUGGAAAAUGCAAAGAAUUUUUUCCAAACCACCACUGGAAAAUGAAUGAAAUAUGUGCUAAAGAACAAGAUGGCCCUAUUAUAGAAGAAAGCAUAACUUCCUUAACUGUACCACUGACCACAGAAAGUCCAGACGCUGGAGUUAGAAAGAGAACUGAUAGUGAACGUCAGAAUGCCACAUCCACCAAAGAAGAGCCAUCCCCAGAGGAGGAUGAAGACAAUAUGGCAACUGCCUGGAAGCCCUUUCUAGUCAAUACCUGUAUGUUCACUGUCCUCACAGCUGGAGCUUACCUCUCUUACAAGAGUAAUUAUGAGUACUCCAAAGAAGCGGCAGCAGAGGCAGCCAAAAGUGAGUGCAGAGAUACUCAGUGUAGGGUGGCUACAGAGAGCAGUGGAAGUACAGAAGUGGGGAAGCAACAGAUGACAGCUGGGGAGGCAGAAAGGCAACAGCAGCAGAAUAAAGAACACCAAAUCUUAAAAAAAAGAAUAGCAUUAAUAGCAAAGCAAUCUCUGGACCGGACAAAGGACCUGCAGGAAGUGGAACUGAGAAGCACCAUGGGGGCAAUUGGAUGA